Glossina fuscipes is the source of this 1014-nucleotide messenger RNA. It is a transcript of the gene Zip102B, whose product is annotated as zinc transporter ZIP9. NCBI's taxonomy places the organism in Eukaryota, Metazoa, Arthropoda, Insecta, Diptera, Glossinidae. The transcript is spliced from 3 exons. The record is from RefSeq and is a predicted model, not a curated record. Gene Ontology annotation, biological process: zinc ion transport; transmembrane transport. Gene Ontology annotation, molecular function: metal ion transmembrane transporter activity. Gene Ontology annotation, cellular component: membrane. Bases 1 to 984 code for a protein of 327 amino acids.
AUGGCUGAAGAAACCAUUAUACUUUUAAUGCUAAUAACUGUGAUGUUGGUGGGCUCGUACAUUGCAGGCAGCAUACCGCUUAUUAUGAAAUUGAGCGAGGAAAAACUUAAAUUUGUAACGGUGCUUGGUGCGGGUUUGCUGGUAGGUACUGCUCUCACGGUUAUCAUACCCGAAGGUAUAAGAUCACUGUACACAGAAGGAAUAGUAAAGAAAGAAAUUAUGCCGGCAAGUUUAUUAGCAGUUACUGUUGCUAACGCUGAUAUCACUAAAGUAACGAAACUCAAUCAUAGACAUCAUUCAAAUGAAAUUCCUGAUCAUUCACGGACAAUUGGCUUCUCGCUUAUAUUGGGGUUUGUGUUCAUGAUGUUAAUAGAUCAAAUCUCCCAAAGACGUCAUAGCGCCUCUUCUGCUAAUGACAAAGAUAUUACAACAACUUUAGGGCUAGUCGUACAUGCUGCAGCGGAUGGAGUGGCUUUAGGUGCAGCAGCAACCACAAGUCAUCAAGAUGUGGAAAUAAUUGUGUUUUUAGCCAUCAUGUUACAUAAAGCUCCUGCAGCAUUUGGUUUGGUUAGUUUUUUGUUGCAUGAGAAAAUCGAUCGUCAGAAGAUUCGCCGGCAUUUAGCGAUAUUUUCUCUUUCAGCACCUUUACUUACAUUGCUAACAUAUUUUGGAAUCGGACAAGAGCAAAAAGAAACUUUAAACUCUGUUAAUGCUACUGGAAUCGCCAUGUUAUUCUCGGCAGGAACAUUUCUUUACGUAGCCACCGUACAUGUACUGCCAGAACUUACGCAGGGGGCUGCGAAUCAUGCCCAUAGUCGUCUACAACAUGAUUACCGUCAAUUAGAAGGAGCUCCCGAUACUGACAUACUGAUUCGUUCCAGUCAUCAGCAUAUAACAACGAAAGGUUUGCGUUGUAGUGAACUAGUGAUUAUGAUCUGUGGCUCCCUACUCCCAUUAUUUAUAACCCUCAGUCAUCAACAUUAGCUUGCUUGUGUACAUGUAAAGUUUGCAAUC